AUGGAUGACGCGAUCGCCACCGUCGUCGCCGUGACGGGAAGCACACCUGAGUUGGCUGCUCAAUAUGUUCAGCUUGCAGAUGGCGAUGCCAAUCAGGCAGUUCAACUGUUUUUCGAAAAUGGCGGCGCAGAUCUAGCCGGUUCAUCCACGUCUCAUCCUCCUCCUCCCCCUCCGACAACAUCCUCACAUCAAACUGGUGGCGCUCAAAAUCCUAUCGACCUCGACGACGACGAAAACAUAUCCGACGAUAAUGAUCCAGAAAUUACCGGCUACCGAAAACCAUCUCAGAACCAUGUUCCGUCCCACCCAACAGGACCAUCGCAAUUUGAAGACGAUGAGGCCAUGGCAAGACGAUUACAAGAGGAAAUGUAUGGUGAAGGGGGCAUGGAGGACUCGAUACGCGCGCCAAUCGCUAGACAAGCAGAGACCUUGGUCGGGCCUGGAGCAGAACCGAUGCCGAUGUCUGGCUCUGGUUAUGAUGCCAUUCAAGACCGGAUACAAGCAUUUGAAAGAAGGCGCAUGCAACGUCAGCAUAUCCAUCAAUUUACAAGGUACAUGGCUAAUCUUUUGGCAGAGCGCGCUGGAAUCUUCAACCAAUACCAACCUCAAUCUAGCAUCUGGGACAUGGACACGGACGAUGAGCCCAACCGAGAUGUACUUGCAGAGUCGACAGGUGGGGCAUCCGAGGCUUCGUCCAGAUCAAAUCGGCUUGCCAGGCUAUUCCAACCUCCAUGGGAUUUGAUGUUCAAGGGAGAAUGGGAAGGCGCAAGAGAGGCCGGAAAGGACUCCAAGAAGUGGUUGCUGGUCGACAUUCAGGAUCCGUCGAUAUUUGAUUGCCAGGCUCUCAAUCGUGAUCUCUGGAAAAACGAGGGCAUCGUGGAAACAGUCAAGGAAAACUUUGUCUUUCUCCAGUACAACAAAAACGAUCCGAGAGCGAUGCAAUACAUCCAGUACUAUUUCCCAGCCCACGACAACCCGAACGAAUACCCUCAUGUUGCCAUUGUCGAUCCACGGACGGGUGAACAAAUCAAACUUUGGUCUCGAAAAGUGCCGUCAGCUGCAGAAUUUUUGAUGCAACUACACGAAUUCUUGGAUCGAUAUAGUCUGGACAACAAUGCACGAAACCCCGUGGCCAAACGAAAAUCCGAAGCCAAAAAAGUGAAACCGGUGGAUCAGCUUACUGAAGAAGAGAUGUUGGAGAGGGCGUUGCAGGCCAGUCUGGCAUCACAGAGUCAAGAAAACCCGCCGCCAGCUGAAGAUCCUGAUGAUCUCACGCGAAGUAUAGGCGACUUGCGAGAAGCAGAAGGCCCAACCAUCGACAAUGUCAUGGAUGUUGAGGAGAAUGGACGAAAUACAACCGCGGAGUCAAGCGCAUUUUCACAAAUUCCCUCGAAUCGUCCUCACGUCGAACCAGCGGCCGGACCCGGUGUGACAAGAAUCCAAAUUCGACAUCCAGGCGGAAGAAUUGUUCGACGUUUUGCUCAAGAUGACCCCGUGCAGCGAAUUUACGAAUACCUCAAGGCUGAACCACUUGAAGGCAAGGAGGGGAUGGAUUUUGAGUUGGUUUCUAUGGGCAAGAAUCUUAUGGAUGCUCGACAGGAUUCGAUUGAGAGCGCAGGAUUGAAGAACGGAACGGUGAUGGUGGAAUUCGUGGAGUAA
Molecule: messenger RNA, 1659 nt
Organism: Rhinocladiella mackenziei CBS 650.93
Lineage: Eukaryota; Fungi; Ascomycota; Eurotiomycetes; Chaetothyriales; Herpotrichiellaceae
Exons: 1
Coding region: 1-1659 (552 amino acids)
Biological process (GO): proteasome-mediated ubiquitin-dependent protein catabolic process
Cellular component (GO): nucleus
Molecular function (GO): ubiquitin binding
Source: RefSeq, a predicted model, not a curated record